This is a messenger RNA of Paraphaeosphaeria sporulosa, 1335 nucleotides long. RefSeq lists its product as uncharacterized. The coding region runs from base 219 to 1178 and encodes 319 amino acids. The record is from RefSeq and is a predicted model, not a curated record. Lineage: Eukaryota; Fungi; Ascomycota; Dothideomycetes; Pleosporales; Didymosphaeriaceae. The transcript has 5 exons.
CAAGUUGACCCUGUGUCACCUUCGCUCGAUCUUCUUCACCUCUCGACAUCGUUAGUCUGCUAUUGUUAGCGCAACAUCAAUUGUACGCUAUUCCUAUCGCUAUCAACAAGAUGCACACAAGCUUCAAUAUCGUUGCCGCCCUCCUGUUUGCGCACGCAAACUCCGGCCUAAGCAGCUAUCCACCAUGCGGAGACACGAACUGUCUGGAUUAGGAAUCGAUGCCAUCAGCCACUUCUGUCAUUGGAGAGAUCCUCAACCACAUGUCGCCAACGACGGUCAAAGUCGAGACAGCUACGAAGACCAUUGCUGCGAUGGCUCCCGAAGCCCCGGCGGCUAGUAUGCAUGCCUCUGUCGCCACUGACUUCUCAGCCUCCUUCACCGGCGACGUCACAGCAAACUACGAAGAAGCAGGAUGGGCCAACAUUACGAUUCUCGACGACGCAGGAUUCUGGUAUAACCAAGGCUGUUUUGUCAGCGAGUCUAGCAACAAGUCAGCCAUGGGUGACAUCCUACAUGUCAGCUCGAAACUCGUGCGAUGGAGCGACAAGAUGGACGUCCGGCUCUGCCGCCAGCACUGCGCCUACUACGCCCCUGACGAGGGCCAUGAGUAUUUCGGCAUCGCUAAUGGCCAAGAGUGCUAUUGUGGGAACUUCAUCUCUAAUCAUGCGCGUCGAGUCGAUCAAUCGAACUGUCACUUAUGGUGUCCCCCGCGUGAAGACAGGGGAGACGAUAAGUUUCUCUGCGGUGGGAAGGGAAGCAUGAUUGUAUACGGGAGACGCAAAUGGAACAUGGCACUGCAAACCUCCGAAGAUAGCGAGCCUGGGUACCGACCUCCGCGUCCCCAUAUUCAGAGCAGCCCCGCGCGUCGCAAUGAGUGGCGUGAUCACGUUGGUUUGAGCCAUCUGUUGUAUUGGAUGUCUCCUGGAUCAAUUAUUGCGUUCUUCAUUCAGUGGUGGUGGUCUUGCGGUCAUCCCUUUUGUUGGGUGUGGUCCGCUUCGCUGAAAGGAUUUCUUGGAUCAUGGGUGAUAGCAGGCAUUAUUGGGAUGCUCUCAAUGGUAUUUUACUGGGGCUGUGUGUCCGCUACACGCCCUCCAGACCUUAUACUCCAGCGUGCAGCGUUUGCUGAGCGUGCCCACCGGAUUGGUGCGCCCAUCCCUGGCCCGGAUUUCAUUCACUGAGAGGAGCUCGGUUCUUAUUGAUAGAUAAAAACCACUGAAGCACUUCCAUUAGAGCUCCUUUUUAUAUGAACGCAAGUAUCGCCGAUACAGUGUUGAACCCUCAUAGCAACCCAAGUCACCUCGAGUUGGACUAUCGAGGACUCGGCAAGGCCUCAUU